Messenger RNA from Ceraceosorus guamensis, 619 nucleotides. RefSeq names its product LSM-domain-containing protein. The record is from RefSeq and is a predicted model, not a curated record. Gene Ontology annotation, biological process: deadenylation-dependent decapping of nuclear-transcribed mRNA. Gene Ontology annotation, cellular component: P-body; Lsm1-7-Pat1 complex. The transcript has 4 exons. Gene Ontology annotation, molecular function: RNA cap binding. Lineage: Eukaryota; Fungi; Basidiomycota; Exobasidiomycetes; Ceraceosorales; Ceraceosoraceae. The coding region runs from base 112 to 552 and encodes 146 amino acids.
CCUACACCGCUGCACCGCAAGAGACGCCCAGCGAAAUACUGUCAGACUUUUCCGUGCUUCUCCUCCAAAGUCUCCACUUCGAGACAUAGGCUCUCAGUCGGAUUCGUCGUCAUGGAUGCCGAAUCUAUCCUCUCUCACGUGGCCUUUACAACAUCAGGCUCCAUUGUGGAUUGCAUAGAUAAGAAAGUGCUCAUCAUUCUCAGAGAUGGACGCAAGUUGAUCGGUGUAUUCCGAUCAUUCGACCAAUUUGCUAAUUUGGUUCUGCAGGAUGCUGUGGAAAGGGUAUCGGUCGGCAACAGGUAUGGAGACAUUCCUCGGGGCUUGUUCCUGGUCAGAGGAGAGAAUGUGGUUAUGCUAGGAGAGAUUGAUCUCGACGCGGAAGACAUUCCUAAUCCAGCAGCGGUGCCCCUACCUCCUGCGGCCUUGCCACAAUUGUUGGAAGCGCACAAGGCGGAAGCUGCAGCAAGGAAGGUGGUGGACGCCAAAAAGUCAGAAGUGUUGAGGAGGGAAAGGGGUUUCUGUGCGGAAGGUGCGGAGGGGGAUGGGUAUUGAGCGCAAUGCAUGCAUCUAUGAGAGCUGUCGAGACCCGGGCUUGGGGUGGCAAGGCAAGCAAGCAAUC